Molecule: messenger RNA, 1604 nt
Organism: Tuber aestivum (summer truffle)
Lineage: Eukaryota; Fungi; Ascomycota; Pezizomycetes; Pezizales; Tuberaceae
Source: the annotation of a GenBank genome assembly
AUGUCCGCUUUCCAGUCAGUUCCCUCCUUCAUAUCCCACAAUUUCGGGGGGGGGAGGAAGCCAGCUAACCAAACCCUCCAGACAUCCCUCGACAAAACCGGCUCCGAUGCCAUGAACCAAGCAGGCGACUACUCAGCCGCCUACUGCAUCCUCAAAACCGACGGUGCCCACAGUGGCCACGGGAUGACCUUCACCAUUGGCCGCGGAAACGACAUUGUCUGCCAUGCGAUCGAGCAAGUGGCCCAGCGUGUUGCCAACCGCUCGCUAGAAAGCCUGACAGCAGACAUGGGCAAGACGUGGCGGUGGCUGGUAUCGGAUUCGCAAUUGCGCUGGAUCGGGCCUGAGAAGGGAGUUAUCCACCUUGCCUUGGGAGCGGUCGUGAACGCGCUUUGGGAUCUUUGGUCCAAAGAGGUUGGGAAGCCGUUGUGGAGGUUGGUGGCGGAUAUGUCACCAGAGGAGCUUGUUAGGUGCAUUGAUUUCAGGUACAUCACCGAUGCGAUUACGCCCGAGGAGGCGGUUACUAUGUUGAAGGAGGGUGAGAGUGGGAAAGAGGGGAGGAUUCGGGAUGCUUUGAAGGACAGGGCAGUGCCGGCGUAUACUACCUCUGCCGGUAUGCUCCUUCCGCAGGGUUUAUUGGUCGAGGGCUAAUUUUGGUGUAGGGUGGUUGGGAUACGGCGAUGAUAAGAUGAGGAGCCUUCUGCAUGAGACGUUGGCACAGGGAUAUAAACAUUUUAAAAUUAAGGUUGGAGGAAGCGUAGAAGAGGAUAGGAGGAGGCUGAGAAUCGCUCGUGAGGUUAUUGGAUACGAUAAAGGAAAUGUUCUCAUGGUCGAUGCGAAUCAGGAUUGUCCCACGUUGUCUAUUGACAGGAAAAUCAAAACUGACUAUUUCUAGGUCUGGUCUGUCCCGGAAGCAGUUCACCACAUGAACCAACUCGCAGAAUUCAAGCCUUGGUAGAUAUCCUUCAGCCAUCAUACAGGUCAAUGUGUGGUUCUAAUAGAUCCAGGUUCAUUGAGGAGCCCACCUCCCCGGACGACAUCCUAGGCCACGCCUCGAUCCGAAAAGCCCUGAAACCCCAUGCCAUCGGCGUCGCCACCGGUGAAAUGUGUCAAAACCGUGUAAUAUUCAAGCAGCUCCUGCAGGCCCAGGCAAUUGACAUCUGCCAAAUCGACGCCUGCAGAAUGGGCGGUGUCAACGAAGUCCUAGCGGUCCUACUUAUGGCGAAGAAGUUUGGCGUCCCCAUCGUCCCACACUCCGGCGGCGUGGGGCUCCCUGAGUACACACAGCACUUGAGCACGAUUGACUAUGUGGUGGUUAGUGGCAAGUUGUCACUGUUGGAGUAUGUGGACCACCUGCACGAGCACUUCUUGCACCCGAGUGUUAUUAAGGAGGGGUAUUAUGUUACUCCUACAAAUCCGGGUUACUCUGUCGAGAUGAAGGAGAGUGCUUUCGCGAAGUUUGGCUUUCCGUCGGGGGAGUUUUGGAAGUCGGAGGAGGCUCAGCCUAUCCUCAACCAUUUAUCUAAAUAGAUUAUGAGAGGCCAGGUAGUCGCGGGGUGUCAUGGUAAAAGCUGGAUUAACUCAAUCUAAACACCCCCAUCACCUUC